Penicillium chermesinum is the source of this 402-nucleotide messenger RNA. RefSeq lists its product as uncharacterized. The coding region runs from base 1 to 402 and encodes 133 amino acids. The record is from RefSeq and is a predicted model, not a curated record. NCBI's taxonomy places the organism in Eukaryota, Fungi, Ascomycota, Eurotiomycetes, Eurotiales, Aspergillaceae. The transcript has 2 exons.
AUGCCUGGUGUUCCCCCCAAUGCGCUCAGUCAGAUGAAGAAAGGCCUGAAGAGUCUCUUCUCACGGAAGAAGAAAGGCGCCAAGAAGCAGCAGGAGCCCCAGGAAAACUCUCAGACUACAGCGGCUCCAGCAGCAGCGGCGCCAACAGCAGCAGCUUCUACAGCUCUUGCCCCGGCCAAGGCCGAUGAACAGCCAGCCGCUACUGCGCCAGCGGAACCCACUGUCACUACACAGCCUGCUGCCCCUACUGAGCCUACCGCUGCUCCUGAGCAUGCCGCCACUGAGCCUGCUGCUACUGCUGAGCCUACUACCACUGCUGGGCCUGUAACCACCGCGCAGUCAGCUCCGGCCCCUCAACCGGCUGCUACUGCCCAAUCAGAUGCCGCUGCCCCUGCUUCAUAG